This is a messenger RNA of Funneliformis caledonium, 296 nucleotides long. The record is from the annotation of a GenBank genome assembly. Lineage: Eukaryota; Fungi; Glomeromycota; Glomeromycetes; Glomerales; Glomeraceae.
AUUGGAGAUAUCCAACUAGGAAAGACAAGGAGAAAGUGAAAAAUUUAUUUGUUAGUUAUUAUUGCCCUUAUUUUUACCAAAAAUCAGUCCAAUUUAAAACCGAACCAGCCGAAUUAGAUUUAAGAGAGUUUAAGAAUGUAGAAUAUAUUGAUAUCGAGAAAAGAAAUGUUACUGUUUUAGAUAUAACUGGUCUUGAUAGAAUUACAAGAAUGAUGCUUGACGAUCUUUAUGACCCUCGUUACAAUCCAAGAUCUAGACCAUAUAAAGUAAAAGGUUAUACCAAAGAAUUGGCUUGA